Messenger RNA from Oryzias latipes (Japanese medaka), 2023 nucleotides. RefSeq names its product suppressor of tumorigenicity 7 protein homolog. Lineage: Eukaryota; Metazoa; Chordata; Actinopteri; Beloniformes; Adrianichthyidae. The record is from RefSeq and is a predicted model, not a curated record.
ACCUGCAGGCGGCCGCUUGGCUCCGUCAGCGCGUGGCUAACUGUUAGCUCCACGGCAGACACGUCCACAGUCCGGACACAUGCUGAAGUUCAGCUGGAAGAAAUGCCAACGAGGAACUUCAUCACCUUCCCCACAUAACUGACCCAAACUCCUGGCCCAGCCAUGUUCGGCACAGAGUCCUCAUUAAGCAUGUUUCUCAACACCUUGACGCCCAAGUUCUACGUGGCUCUAACAGGCACCUCGUCCCUCAUAUCAGGACUAAUAUUGAUCUUUGAGUGGUGGUAUUUCAGGAAGUAUGGGACCUCGUUCAUAGAGCAGGUUUCUGUGAGCCACCUGCGCCCCCUGCUGGGGGGAGUGGACAGCAGCUCCCCCACCAACCCCAACACAAGCAACGGCGAGGCCGACUCCAACCGGCAAAGUGUGUCCGAAUGUAAAGUUUGGAGAAAUCCACUGAACCUUUUCCGUGGAGCAGAAUACAAUCGGUAUACAUGGGUGACUGGAAGGGAGCCGCUAACGUACUACGACAUGAACUUAUCAGCACAAGACCACCAGACCUUCUUCACAUGCGACUCGGACCACUUGCGGCCGGCAGACGCCAUCAUGCAGAAGGCCUGGAGGGAAAGGAACCCGCAGGCUCGCAUCUCUGCAGCGCACGAAGCUCUGGAGCUGGAAGACUGUGCAACCGCGUACAUCCUUCUGGCAGAGGAAGAGGCCACCACCAUCAUGGAGGCCGAGCGGCUCUUUAAACAGGCGCUAAAAGCAGGGGAAGGCUGCUAUCGGCGCAGCCAGCAGCUGCAGCACCACGGCACACAGUAUGAGGCCCAGCACAGAAGAGACACCAACGUGUUGGUGUAUAUCAAAAGAAGACUGGCCAUGUGCUCCAGAAAACUUGGCCGGACACGAGAAGCAGUAAAAAUGAUGAGAGAUUUGUGUGUUUUCCAGUUAAUGAAGGAGUUCCCUCUCCUUAGUAUGUUCAACAUCCAUGAGAACCUGCUGGAGUCGCUGCUGGAGCUCCAGAACUACGCCGACGUCCAGGCUGUUCUGGCCAAGUAUGACGAUAUCAGCUUACCCAAAUCUGCAACAAUAUGUUACACAGCAGCUCUGCUCAAAGCCAGGGCCGUGUCAGACAAGUUCUCACCAGAAGCGGCGUCCAGGAGGGGGCUGAGCACAGCAGAAAUGAACGCAGUCGAAGCCAUCCACAGGGCGGUGGAGUUCAACCCGCACGUUCCCAAAUACCUGCUGGAGAUGAAGAGCUUGAUUCUUCCUCCAGAACACAUCCUGAAAAGAGGCGACAGCGAAGCCAUCGCCUACGCCUUCUUCCACCUGCAGCACUGGAAAAGGGUGGAGGGGGCGCUCAACUUGCUCCACUGCACCUGGGAGGGCACUUUCAGGAUGAUUCCAUAUCCUCUGGAGAAGGGUCACCUGUUCUACCCCUACCCCAUCUGCACAGAGACCGCAGACAGAGAGCUGUUACCCACAGUGUUUCAUGAGGUGUCGGUGUAUCCCAAGAAGGAGCUGCCCUUCUUCAUCCUCUUCACCGCCGGCCUCUGCUCCUUCACCGCCAUGCUGGCUCUGCUCACACACCAGUUCCCUGAGCUGAUGGGGGUGUUUGCUAAAGCUUUCCUCAGCACGCUCUUCGCUCCUCUGAACUUUAUCAUGGAGAAAGUGGAGAGCAUCCUGCCGUCCAGCCUGUGGCACCAACUCACUCGCAUCUGACCCCAAACGAGCGGAUCGGACUCUGAUCCUGGACCAGCACCAAAAGCAGAGCUCCAUGUGGACACAGUCAGAACUGAACUGGACUGUUGCACCUUUGUGCCAAGAACACGGAGAUCAGCUGACGGGAGGAGACGCUCACACACAGAACUGCUUUAGACUUUAUUUGAUAUGUUUGCAUUUUGGGGUUUUCAAUCUGUUCAAGCUGUUCUUUUGUUGUACAAAACAAGUGAUCAAUUGCCAUAAAUAAAAACCAGAAAAAAGAAAAAAAAACACUAAAGCAAAAACAAUAAAGAACUUUUUUUGUGAA